AGAGCAAUGUCGGAUGCAAAAUCGGACAAAUUUUAUGGCGUGGCACAUGGAAGGAAACCUGGUGUUUAUGAGAACUGGUCGGAUGUUCAAGAACAAAUACAAGGAUUUCCUCAACCUGUUUAUAAAAAAUUCCACAGCAAAAAUGAAGCUGAGACGUAUGUGAAAGAACGUCAACCUGAACAAACUUUAAUGGAUGUUGACGAAUCAGCAGAUAAAUUCUAUGCAGUAGCGAGGGGAAAAGUUAACGGUAUAUUCACUAGCUAUGAAGAAGUGAAAAAACACAUUGCUAACUAUCCUCAGCCGAUGUAUAAAAAAUUCAACAACAUUGCUGAUGCAAAAUCCUAUUUUAAAAAAUACACCAAAGGAGAAGAUGACUCUGGUAAUUUUUCUAAGUUCUUUUUUAACAUCAGCCACUAUUUUUGCUUUGAAGCGAAAUCUGGUCAGAAAGCGACGAAGGCAAAGAAUGAAGGGAAAAAAAUAGAUGAUAAAGAAAAGGAGUGCAAUUCCGUUUUUUAUGCUGUAGCGAGAGGCCAUAAAAAAGGUGUUUUUUCAACGUGGGCGGAAUGUCAGGAACAAACAAAAGAUUUCAAGGGCGCUAAAUUUAAGAAAUUCGAUAAUGAAGAAGAUGCAAAAAUGUUUGCAGAGGGAAAAACUCUUAAACAGAUUGAAGAUCGCAAAAGAAAACAUGAAAAAGCUAAUGGUGAUGAAGCAUGCGAAGCAGAAACAGCUAAACAGCAAAAAUUAAAAGAGUGA
Messenger RNA from Dracunculus medinensis (Guinea worm), 753 nucleotides. Lineage: Eukaryota; Metazoa; Nematoda; Chromadorea; Rhabditida; Dracunculidae. The record is from the annotation of a GenBank genome assembly.